AUGGCUUUACCAUCCAAGGGGGGAUCGGAUGUAGGUAGCCACGGGUUGGCUAAGGGCGGAACCUCCAAGCCGCGCAAGAAGGGUAAGGGAGCCGCUAAGAAACGAGAGGGCGCGGCUGACAACAAUAAGGCGGCUGCGAGCUGUUUCGACACCGAGAUCCUUGGCAAGAGUCAAGCCGGGGACCCUAUCUGUGUCACAAAUGUGUUGACACCUACCUUGCAGGAUGGCGCUGCUGACGGCGACGAUACACACGAGGAGCGCGUCGAGGACAACCGGGCAGAGGCUUUCGCCAUGGGAGACGGUGUGGAUGAAGAAGGCAACGAUGGCGGGGAGGGCGACGAAGGCGAGGGAGGCGAGGACGGCGACGAAGGGGAGGACGGCGACGAAGGGGAGGACGGCGACGAAGGGGAAGACGGCGACGAAGGGGAGGACGGCGACGAAGGGGAGGACGGCGACGAAGGGGAGGAUGGCGACGAAGGAGAGGACGGCGACGAAGGGGAGGACGGCGACGAAGGGGAGGACGGCGACGAAGGGGAGGACGAGGACGAGGGGGACGAAGGGAACGAAGGGGACGACGAGAACGAGGGGGAAGAGGAGGACAAAGGGGAUGAGGGGGAGGAGGGGGACGAGGGGGACGAGGGGGACGAGGGGGACGAGUGGGACGAGGGGGACGAGGGGGACGAUGGGGACGAGGGAGACGAAGAUGAAGAAAUGGUAAACCAGGCUGUGGAGGAAGCGGCCGGGGAAGAAGAAGAUCAAUGCACAGAAUCGGUUGCUAGUGCAUACGCUGUGAGAGGGAUGCGGAAGCGCCGUGCUCAGGAAGUUAGUCGCGGGACGACCGUGGACGAGGAUGUAGAAGCUGCGCACGCGGUGAAAAAGGGGAAGUUUAAGCCGUUGUUCGGAUUGGGACCUGUCGAUACCGAGCACGAAGCGCAGCACGAGGUAAAAGAGCCCGCUCCCAACGCACGGAAGGGCGUGGUUGCUGCUGGCCGAGCUCGGACUGUCAACAAUGGCCGUCCUUUGCAGCCAACGAAAAAACGAAAGGCCAAGGGGGGCGGGGAGAACCCUGCUACACUCAAGAAAAUGAAAGUCUCUCUCCAUCUCUCACUCCGUCUCUCCCUCUCCCUCCCUCACUCCCGUCUCUCCAUCUCCAUGUCACUCCCGUCUCACCAUCUCUCUCACCCCGUCUCUCCCUCUCCCUCCCUCACUCCCCUUCUCUCCAUCUCCAUGUCACUCCCGUCUCUCCAUCUCUCACUCCGUCUCUCCCUCUCCCUCCCUCUCUCCCGUCUCUCCAUCUCCAUGUCACACCCGUCUCUCCAUCUCUCUCACUGCCGUCUCUCCCUCACCCUCUCUUACUCCCCCUCUCCCCCUCCCACACUCCCUCCCGUCUCUCCAUCUCUCACCCCGUCUCUCCCUCUCCCUCCCUCACUCCCCUUCUCUCUAUCUCCAUGUCACUCCCGUCUCUCUAUCUCUCACUCCGUCUCUCCCUCUCCCUCUCUCACUCCCGUCUCUCCAUCUCCAUGUCACACCCGUCUCUCCAUCUCUCUCACUGCCGUCUCUCCCUCUCCCUCUCUUACUCCCCCUCUCCCCCUUUCACGCUCCCUCCCGUCUCUCCCUCUCCCCAUGUCACUCCCGUACCCAUUGUGUGUUCACGCGUAUAGCGGUACUCAACACGGGUAUAGGUCCACCAUGCGCGGUCGAUCAUUUUCAACUGACCCCGGGGGGGAAGAAGGUGGUGCAGAUCGGCAAACCACGCUCCGAGAAUGGUGCACGCCAGCAACUGUCAACGCCAACCAAGCUAAACGGUGGGGGAGGGUCGCCGAUGCCUAG
This is a messenger RNA of Closterium sp. Yama58-4, 1830 nucleotides long. The record is from the annotation of a GenBank genome assembly. Lineage: Eukaryota; Viridiplantae; Streptophyta; Zygnematophyceae; Desmidiales; Closteriaceae.